Effrenium voratum is the source of this 597-nucleotide messenger RNA. NCBI's taxonomy places the organism in Eukaryota, Dinophyceae, Suessiales, Symbiodiniaceae. The record is from the annotation of a GenBank genome assembly.
AGGCUCGGAGCGCGGACUUAGCCAUUUGCGCAGCCCGCUCGUUGUCGGAGCUGGCUUAGAAGAUUCCAUAUAUGUGGCACUUUAACAUCCCCAUCUUCAGGCGGUUGGACAAGGUGGCCGGGCAUGAGAAAGAUGCGGUUGUUGCGCUGGCAAGGACCUGGUGGGGCUUCGCAGAAGGCGUGCCCAAGGUGCUGAAGACGGUGCGAUUGAACGGCAUUGUGCCCAUGGACGGGCGGACAGCCCCGCGCAGCGCUCCGCGCGCGCCGCGGGGACUCCAGCCCCCGGGGCCUGCAAUGGAGGCCCAGGAUAUUGCCACAACGUCAGCACAAAACAACGAGGUGAGCUUCGAGGUGCUGCGCGCGCAGGCGCGGAGUGCGGGCAGCCGCCUGCAGAGCUUCGGCCAGCGGAGCAGCACCGAGGUGGAAGGUGGCUUCGUGCGGCCCGUGAAGCCGCUGGCGAGUUCCUGCAGCAUCUUCCGGAUGAAGCCCCAGCCCAGCCCGCACCGCCCGGUGGUUUUUGUGAGCGAGUGACACGCAGUCGGAGACGACGCUUUUGGCCUUGGAAGAGGAAUUGGGUUGCUCCAAAAAAGAAAAAAAC